Molecule: messenger RNA, 4164 nt
Organism: Coregonus clupeaformis (lake whitefish)
Lineage: Eukaryota; Metazoa; Chordata; Actinopteri; Salmoniformes; Salmonidae
Gene: herc2
Product: HECT and RLD domain containing E3 ubiquitin protein ligase 2
Exons: 26
Coding region: 1-4164 (1387 amino acids)
Biological process (GO): protein ubiquitination
Molecular function (GO): ubiquitin-protein transferase activity; metal ion binding
Source: RefSeq, a predicted model, not a curated record
AUGCUGGUCACGCUCUCCGUGGCCGAUGUAUUGGAGGAGCCAGCGGUGAUCACAGCUGUUCACAGGAAGCAGACCGGGGAAGCAUGUGGUGCAUGUAGCCUGCGGGAGCACCUACAACGGCGGCUAUCACAGCUGACGGAGAGCUGUUUCAGCGAGGACCAAACUAUUCCCAUGCUGGUGACGGCUCUAAAAGGAAUGAAGGUGCUGGAUGUGGCGUGUGGCAGGUGGAGCGCCCAGACCCUUGCUGUCACAGAGAAGCAGGUGUGGUCGUGGGGGGAUGGGGACUAUGGGAAGCUGGGUCGUGGAGGCAGCGACGGCUGUAAGACCCCUAAACUGGUGGAGAAGCUUCAGGACCUGGACAUAGUGAAGGUGUGCUGUGGGAGUCAGUUCUCUGUAGCACAGACUAAGGAUGGACAGGUGUACACCUGGGGGAAGGGAGACAACCAGCGCCUCGGCCACGGCACCGACGAACAUGUCCGAUACCCAAAACUGCUGGACAGUCUACAAGGGAAGAAAGUGGUGGACAUCGCAGUCGGCUCCACCCACUGUCUGGCUCUGACUGAUGAAGGAGAGGUCCACAGCUGGGGCAGUAACGACAAGCUGCAGCACUUUGAUACUCUGUUCUCUAACAAGAAGCAGCCCAAGGCGCUGCCUGGCCUCAACUCCAAACACAUAGUGGGCAUCUCCUGUGGGCCAGGCCAGAGCUUUGCGUGGUCGUCCUGUUCAGAGUGGACUGUGGGGCAGCGCGUGCCCUUCGUAGUGGACGUGUGCCCUGUGACCUUUGAGCAGCUGGAUCUGCUCUUGCGGCAGGUGAGCGAGGGCAUGGACGGCUCUUCUGAUUGGCCCCCGCCGCAGGAGAAGGAGUGCAUGGUGGUGGCCUCACUCAACCUGCUCAGGCUACAGCUCCAUGCAGCCAUCAGUAACCAGGUGGACCCUGAGGAGCUGGGUCUGGGUCUGGGCAGCGGGCUGCUCAACAACCUGAAGCAGACCGUGGUGACGCUAGCCUCCAACGCUGGAGUCCUCAACACGGUCCAGUCAGCCGCCCAGGCCGUGCUGCAGAGCGGCUGGUCAGUGCUGCUUCCCACUGCGGAGGAGAGGGCUAGGGCACUGUCCUCACUACUACCCAACACAGUAUCUGGUAACGAGAUGAGCGUCAGUCCUGGACGUCGCUUCAUGAUCGACCUGUUGGUCAGCAGUCUGAUGGCUGACGGAGGGCUGGAGUCUGCUCUCAAUGCUGCCAUCACAGCUGAGCUACAGGACAUAGAGGCAAAGAAGGAGGCCCAGAAGGAGAAGGAGGUCGAUGAGCAGGAGGCCAAUGCCUCCAGCAUGCAGCGCUGUCGCACCACCCUGGACAAAGACCUCAUCAACACUGGGAUAUACGAGUCCACUGGGAAACAGAGCCUACCGCUGGUCCAGCUCGUACAGCAGCUACUGAGGAACAUAGCCUCCCAGACCGUCGGCAGACUGAAGGACGUGGCCAGGAGGAUAUCUAGCUGCAUAGACACGGAGCACGUCAGUAAAGAACGCUCCGCCUCCCUGGACCUGCUGCUGCGCUUCCAGAGGCUGCUGGUCAGCAAGCUCUACCUGGGAGUCAACGGCACCGAGAACACCAACGGAUACAACCCAGAGCUGCUGGGUGUGGGGUCCCUGUUGAAGAAGUACAUUGCCCUACUGUGUACUCACAUCGGAGACAUCCUCCCUGUGGCAACCAGCAUCGCCUUCACGGGACACCGACACUUUAAUGAAGUGUCCCGGGUCAUCGAGGGUGACCUCACUGGUGUGCUCCUCCCUGAGUUGGUGGUGUCCAUCGUGUUGCUGCUGACCAUCGACGCUGGCCUGCUGCAGGAGACCGGCUCCAUCCCUCUGCUGGCUGGACUUCUGGAACAUCUGGACCGCUUCAACCACCUGGCGCCUGGACACGAGAGGGACGACAACGAAGACCUGGCCUGGCCCGGCAUCAUGGGUCGAUUCUUCACAGGGCAGAGCUCUAAGAACAAUGAGGAGAUGUCUCUGAUCCGCAAGGCCGACUUGGAGAAUCACAACAAAGAUGGCGGCUUCUGGACCGUCAUCGACGGGAAAGUCUACGACAUCAAAGACUUCCAGGCCCAGUCGCUCACUGGGAACAGCAUCCUGGCCCAGUUUGCAGGAGAGGACCCUGUUGUUGCAUUAGAAGCAGCCCUGCAGUUUGAAGACACCAGGAUGUCUAUGCAGGCUUUCUGUGUUGGACAGUACAUGGAGCCCAACCAGGAGACAAUGACCACCCCAGACCUGAGCAGCCUGUGCUCCCCCCUCAUCGACACGGAGAGGAACCUGGGACUCCUGCUGGGCCUCCACGCCUCCUACCUGGCCAACAGCACCCCCCUCUCACCCAUGGAGAUAGAAUGUGCCAAAUGGCUCCAGUCGUCCAUCUUCCAAGGUGGUCUGCAGACCAGUCAGGUCCACUACAGCUACAACGGGGAGAAGGAAGAGGACCACUGCUCCUCCCCAGGAAGCACCACACCAGACAAGACCAACCCCUCCCCCAGGCUCACCCUCAGCGACCAUACACAGCCCUUCUUACAGGCUAUCGCUGACAACACCACUCAGGACCACACUGUGAAGGACUUCCUGUGCCAAAUGGAGCGGUGCUGUAAGCAGUACCACCUCAUCACGCCCAUAACCUUCCCCCUGGAGCACCCUGUGGAGGAAGUAGGCCGUCUUCUUCUUUGCUGCCUGCUCAAACACCAGGACCUCGGUCACAUCGCCUUUUCCCUCGCCACCCAAUGUGCCUUGGGCGUGGAGCAGGGCAGGCAGAGGACCCUCCCCAGAUCGGUGAUUGACGUGUGCCGCAUGGUGUACCAGACAAAGUGCUCUUUAAUCAAGACCCACCAGGAGCAGGGUCGUAGUUAUAAGGAGGUCUGUGCUCCUGUAAUCGAGAGGCUGCGGUUCCUGUUCAACGAGCUCCGUCCCGCCGUCAGCAACGACCUCUCCAUCGUGUCCAAGCUGAAGCUGCUCAGCGCCCAGCCGCGCUGGAAGAGGAUCACGCAGAAGCUCAUCAGAGACUACAGGAAAAAGAGGGUGCCUAAGAAGUCUGAGUCAGCUGGCGUAGAGGAGCCUAAACUACAGAACGAAGGGACCAAUGAGGAGGAGCUCUGUGUCCCCAUAAGCCCCGCCCCCACAGACAGAAAACCACCCACCAACAAGACACCCAAGCAGGAUAGGUUGGCUCCUCUCCUCAACACGGUAGCUAACGUCCAGAAGUUUAAGUGGCUGAAGCACAGUGUCCAGGGAGUCUUCUCUACCUCCAGCCUCAUGGGGACCAUCGUAGAGUUCGCCCUGAAGGAGGAGCCGCUCGACGUGGAGAAGAUGAGGAAGUGUCUCCUCAAACAGUUGGAGCGUGCUGAGGUGCGGCUGGAGGGCAUUGACACCAUGCUGAAGCUGGCCUCCAAGAGCUUCCUGCUGCCCUCUGUCCAGUACGCCAUGCUGUGUGGCUGGCAGAGGGUCAUACCUGAGGGGACCAACAUCGGGGAGCCGCUGUCCGACUGUCUGAAAGACGUAGAUCUGAUCCCUCCCUUUAACCGCAUGCUGUUAGAGAUGACCUUCGGGAAGCUGUACGCCUGGUCCAUCCAGAACGUACGCAACAUACUGCUGGAAGCAAGUGGCAGGUUUAAUGAGCUGGGUGUACAGCCCGUCCCUCUCCAGACCAUUACCAAUGAGAACCCGGCCAGUCCCAGUCUGGGUAUCAUCCCACAGGCCCGUUUCCUUCUCUCCAUGCUCCACAUGCUGUCUCUGAAACACGGAGCCAACAGCCUCACGCUGCUGCUCAACUCUGGAACUCUGGCCCUCACACAGAGCAUCCUCCGACUCAUAGGCCCCAGUACAGACAGCAGUGAGGAGGAGCUGGAGACGAGAGGUCACGGGGGGUCAGCUACGGUGCUGGAGGAGAGCCGAAAAGAGGCGACCCCCACUCCCCUGCCCGCCUCAGGACCUGAACUAGCUGCCAUGAUGAAGAUCGGAACCAGGGUGAUGAGAGGACUGGACUGGAAGUGGGGAGAUCAGGACGGUCCUGCGCCGGGUCUGGGCCGGGUGAUAGGGGAGCUGGGUGAGGAUGGCUGGAUAAGGGUCCAGUGGGAUACCAGCAGUACCAACUCCUACAGGAUGGGGAAGGAGGAAAAUACGACCUGA